CGGUGUCAUUUGGGAUCUCGCCCACACGUGCGGCCGGCGGGCGGCGAGCGCCGUCGUCGAUAACCCGGAGUUAAUCUGCGCGACACCUCCCCGCGAGCAUAGUCGCCUGGUGCCUCCGGCUUUGUUUAUCCGAAACUUUAUCCGGUUUAUCCGGGCGUAAGUCCGGGUGACGAUGGAUUACCGCGGUUUAGUACUGCUCCUGCUCGGGUCGGUCGAAUGUUACACCCAAAACGGAUAUUACUUCGAGAACCACAAGUACUGCGAUGAUCUGUCGCCGUACUACGGGGAUAUCAACUUGGAGCAGAUAUCCGGGGUCUGGUACGGCGUGGAGAAGAUCCCACACGCGAAGGGAGAGUACAAGAUAGAACAUACCCGGGAAUGCUUUUAUAUCGACAUCAAGGAGCUCUACAUACAGCCAACACCAGCAACGCCGUACCCGCCGCUGGCCAACUCGCCGUACGUGAACCGGGCUUACGGCCUGCAGGAGCCCUACCGCAUCAGACACUUCGUGCUGGAGUGGCACGAGGGGCUCUGGCAGGACGACUACCACAUCAAGGUCAACACCUCGCAUAAAGGUUUCUGGCCGACCGAUGUGCCUGAUAAAUCGGUCGACAAAAUGUACCGGUUUUUCGGCGGCGUCAUCCAAGUCCUGAAAGUUUCGACGAAUCACCUGGUUCUGAACUUUUGUAUGAGGCUGCCACACUCCCAGCUGUUUAGUGUGGUUCUAUCCAGAAACGAGAACCAGCUCACGCCAGAAGACCUGGCCAGCAUCCACAACGUCUUCUCAAUAAAGAACUUAUCAACAUCAGCGCUCAAAAGAGUGUGCGAAAAUUCUGCGACUUUCAUACAAAUAUCGAGUCUUAUGCUAGUAAUAAGUUUUGUAGUAAGCUGGUAUCGUUAAUGAAUAUUGACUGAUGUAAAUUAUUUAAUAUAUAUAUAUAGGUACAUAAUAUAUUUUUAUACAUACCUAAUGUGCUUCCUGAUGAAUUUAUGUAACGUUU
This is a messenger RNA of Aricia agestis (brown argus), 1001 nucleotides long. RefSeq lists its product as uncharacterized. The transcript is spliced from 3 exons. Lineage: Eukaryota; Metazoa; Arthropoda; Insecta; Lepidoptera; Lycaenidae. The record is from RefSeq and is a predicted model, not a curated record. The coding region runs from base 173 to 901 and encodes 242 amino acids.